Messenger RNA from Stegastes partitus (bicolor damselfish), 6356 nucleotides. Its product is annotated as girdin-like. Gene Ontology annotation, cellular component: centrosome; cytoplasm. The transcript has 32 exons. Gene Ontology annotation, molecular function: microtubule binding; dynein light intermediate chain binding. The coding region runs from base 1 to 5805 and encodes 1934 amino acids. The record is from RefSeq and is a predicted model, not a curated record. Gene Ontology annotation, biological process: cytoskeleton-dependent intracellular transport; cytoplasmic microtubule organization. Lineage: Eukaryota; Metazoa; Chordata; Actinopteri; Pomacentridae.
AUGACUUCAGCAGUAACCUGCGUCGAGGCGUCGGGUCAGAUGAGUUCAAGCUUCUCUCUGCCGUCAGCUUUGUCACCACCAAGGCUAAAUAUUUCCACGUGUUCUUCCUUCCUGACCACUUUCUUUUCUUUGCAGGAGACCCUCCAGCAGCUGGUGAUGAUGCCUUUGCCGAAUGUGCUGGUGCUGGGCCGAAACCCUCUCUCCGAGCAAGGUCUGGAGGAGAUGAAGAAACUGUUGCUGCUGCUGCUCGGCUGCGCCGUUCAGUGCGAGAAGAAGGAAGAGUACAUUGAGCGUAUCCAGACUCUGGAUUUUGACACCAAAGCUGCCAUAGCAUCCCACAUCCAAGAGGUGACGCAUAACCAGGAGAACGUAGUGGACCUGCAGUGGUUGGAAAGUGGAGAAAUGCCUCCUGAGGAUCUGGACGGCCUCUCCAGAAACCUGGCUUUCCACCUCAAGCGCCUGGUGGACGAAAGGGACACGCAGCUGGAGACUAUAGUGGAGCUGACCCAGGAGAGGGACUGUGUCCAGCUGUCCCCGCUGGCUCCCUGUCCCACCCAGUCCCCCGGUGACUCCCCCAGCAUGAGGAGGACCGAAAGCCGGCAGCACCUCUCCGUGGAGCUGGCGGACGCCAAGGCCAAGAUCAGGCGUCUUCGACAGGAACUAGAGGAGAAGAGCGAGCAGCUUCUGGACACCAGGCAGGAGCUUGAAAACAUGGAAGUGGAGCUCAGGAAGCUUCAGCAAGAGAGCUACCAGCUGCUGUCGGACGCCCGGUCGGCUCGGGCCUACCGCGACGAGCUGGACGCGCUCAGAGAAAAGGCGAUACGAGUGGACAAGCUGGAGAGCGAGCUGAUCCGAUACAAGGAGAGGCUUCAUGACAUCGAGUUUUACAAAGCCAGAGUCGAGGAGCUCAAAGAGGACAACCAGAUUCUCCUGGAGACCAAGACGAUGCUGGAGGAGCAGCUGGAUGCCACCAGGACCCGAUCUGACAAGCUGCACCUCCUGGAGAAGGAGAAUCUGCAGCUCAAAUCCAAGAUCCACGACCUGGAGAUGGAGCGCGACUUGGACCGUAAGCGCAUGGAGGAGCUGCUGGAGGAGAACCUGGUGCUGGAGAUGGCCCAGAAGCAGAGCAUGGACGAGUCACUGCACCUCGGCUGGGAGCUGGAGCAGCUGUCCAAGACGCCAGAGAUGACCGAAGUCCCUCAGAAGUCUCUGGGCGAGGAGGUGAAUGAACUGACCUCCAGCCGCCUGCUGAAGCUGGAAAAAGACAACCAGACCCUGCUGAAGACGGUGGAGGAGCUCAGAGGAGCAGCGUCUCAGGACACCGUGGGGAAACUGUCCAAAAUCAACCAAGAAAACCAGAAACUAUCCCAGAAAUUGGAGCAGCUGGAGACUGAACUGACGGCAGACAGAGACUCGCUUCGCAGCGCCGAGUCGCUCAGCACCGACCUGAUGAAGGAGAAGGCUUUACUGGAGAAAACCCUGGAAACACUCAGAGAAAACUCAGAGAGACAGCUGAAGGGUCUGGAGCAAGAGAACAAGCACCUGAGUCAGACGGUUUCGUCCCUGCGUCAGCGCUGCCAGGUCGGUGCCGAGGCCCGGGUCAAGGAUGUGGAGAAAGAAAACCGCAUCCUCCACGAGUCCAUCUGCGAGACGACGGGCAAACUUAACAAGAUGGAGUUUGAGAGGAAACAGCUGCGCAAGGAGCUCGAAGUGAUGAAGGAGAAAGGCGAGAGAGCCGAGGAGUUGGAGAUUCUGAUGCAGAAGCUGGAGAGGGACAACGAGAGCCUGCAGAAGAAAGUUGCCAGCCUUGGGAUCACCUGUGAAAAGGUGUCGUCUUUGGAAAAGGAGAACACCGAGCUGGAGGCUGAGGGCCGCCGUCUGAAGAAGAAACUGGACGCCCUGAAGAACAUGGCCUUUCAGCUGGAGGCUCUGGAGAAGGAGAACUCCCAGCUGGAGCACGAGAACCUGGAGCUCCGGCGCUCGGCUGAGAACCUCCGGUUGGCGGGGGCGAAGGCCGCCCAGCUGGAUGCCGAGAACAGGGAGCUGGAGAGCGAGAGGAGCCAGCUGAAGCGCAGCCUGGAGCUGCUCAAAGCCUCGUCUAAGAAGACUGAGAGAUUAGAGGUGAGCUACCAGGGCCUAGAUACAGAGAACCAGCGUCUGCAGAAGGCGUUAGAGAACAGCAGCAAGAAGAUCCAGCAGCUGGAGGCCGAGCUGCAGGAGGUGGAGACGGAGAAUCAGACCCUCCAACGGAACCUGGAGGAGCUCAAGAUCUCCAGUAAACGCCUGGAGCAGCUGGAGCAGGAGAACAAGACUCUGGAGCAGGAAAGCUCCCAGCUGGAGAAAGACAAGAAGCUUCUGGAGAAGGAGAACAAGCGUCUGAGGCAGCAGGCCGAGAUCCGUGACUCCAAGCUGGACGACAGCAACCAGCGGAUCUCCAGCUUGGAGAAAGAGAACCGCACCAUGGGCAAGGAGAUGAUCUUCUUCAGGGACUCCUGCACCAGAGUCAAAGACCUGGAGAGAGAGAACAAGGAGCUGGUCAAGCAGUCCAGCAUCGAUAAGAAGACGCUGAUUACACUCAGAGAGGAGCUCGUUAGUGAGAAGCUGCGGACUCAGCAGAUGAACAAUGAUCUGGAGAAACUGACCCACGAGUUGGAGAAGAUCGGACUGAACAAAGAGCGACUCCUGCAUGACGAGAGCUCGGACGACAGGUUUAAGCUGCUGGAAACCAAACUGGAGUCGACUCUGAAAUCAUCGUUGGAGAUUAAGGAGGAGAAGAUCGCGGCUCUGGAGGCCAGACUGCAGGAAUCCUCCAACCUCAACCAGCAGCUUCGCCAGGAGCUGAAGACGGUGAAGAAAAACUACGAGGCGCUACGUCAGAGAGAGGAGGAGGAGAGGAUGGUGCAGAGCUCCCCACCUCGAGGAGGGGAGGACCCCCAGGCUGUCAGCAAAUGGGAGAAGGAGAGUCAUGAAGCAACACGGGAGCUGCUGAAAGUCAAAGACAGGCUCAUCGAGGUGGAGAGGAACAAUGCCACGCUGCAGGCUGAGAAGGUGGCCCUGAGGAGCCAGCUCAAACAACUGGAGACUCAAAGCUCCAACCUGCAGGCUCAGAUAGUGGCCCUGCAGAGACAGACCGCCUCCUUACAGGAGAACAACACGACGCUGCAGACGCAGAACGCCAAGCUGCAGGUGGAGAACUCCACCCUGAGCUCGCAGAGCGCCUCCCUCAUGGCCCAGAACGCCCAGCUGCAGAGCCAGCAGAGCAGCGUGGAGGGAGAGCGCGAAGGAGCGCUGAAGGAGAAGGAGGAGCUGAGAGCCACGUACGAGCUGCUGCUGCGCGAUCACGAGAAGCUGGCGGCGCUCCACGAGAGGCAGGCGGUCGAGUACGAGGCGCUGAUCGGGAAGCACGGCGGCCUGAAGACCUCCCACAAGAGCCUGGAGCAGCAGCACAGGGACCUGGAGGACAAAUACAAGCAGCUCCUGCAGAGGAAGGGUGAGCUGGAGGAGCUGGAGAAAAACCUGAAGGAGCAGCAGGAAAAGAUGGCGCUGGAGAACCAAACCCACCAGGCCACAGCUGACCAGUGCAAACAGCUCAAAGAGGAAAAUGAUCGGCUGAACAACACCUACCGCCAGCUGGUGAAGGACAACGAAAGUCUCCAGGUGGACCACAAGAACAUAAAGACCCAGCUGAACAGCGCCAAACUGGACCAGACCAAGCUGGAGGCCGAGUUCUCUAAACUGAAGGAGCAGUACCAGCAGCUGGACAUCGCCUCCACCAAGCUCACCAACCAGUGUGAGCUGUUGAGCCAGCUGAAGGGAAACUUGGAGGAGGAGAAUCGUCACCUGCUGGACCAAAUCCAGACUCUGAUGCUGCAGAACCGCACGUUGCUGGAGCAGACCAUGGAGAGCAAGGACCUGUUCCACGUAGAGCAACGACAAUACAUAGACAAGCUGAAUGAGCUGAGGAGACAGAAGGAGAAGCUGGAAGAGAAGAUCAUGGACCAGUACAAGUUCUACGACCCGUCACCUCCACGCAGGCGUGGCAACUGGAUCACUCUGAAGAUGAGGAAGCUGAUCAAGCCCAAAAGCCGGGAGAGGAUGCGUUCGCUCACGCUGACUCCGUCUCGUUCGGAGUUGGGCGACGGCUUCCUGGCGUUUCCUCCUGACAGCCAGGACAGCUCGUCCAUCGGCUCCGGCUCCAACUCGCUGGACGACACGCUCUCACACAAGAGGAGCAGCACUAUAAAAAGGUUGCCUUUCAUGAGGAACAGAUCCAAGGACAAAGACAAGGCCAAGGCCAUCUACCGGCGCUCCAUGUCCAUGAAUGACCUGCUGCAGAGCAUGGCGGUGGCCGGCGGUCCCGGGGCUCAGUGGGCCGGCAGCACCGAGAAUCUAGACGGAGCCGAAGCCGGAGACGCCGGCAUGACGGGCAGCAGCCGACGCAGCGGGCAGCGCAUGAAGGAGCUCGCCUUUUCCACCAACGCCAUCGACUGUGCCGCCCUCACUCUGCCCAGUGCCGGGCACAGCAGGGCCAAACUCCGGCUGCAGGUCAAAGACAAUGUCUCCUGUGAGGACGUUGCCGGCUCCUCAGAUGACCCCAAGAGUCACGGCACGUUGAACGGCAGCCUCAGCAGGCCGCACAGCGAGAGCAGCGGCGAGUUCAGCCUGAGUCUGGACCAGGAGGUGUGGUCGAGCAGCGGAAGCAGCCCCGUCCAGCAGCCCACCUCCUCCCGGUCCUCCCACCAGAGCCCCCUGCAGCUGCGCAGGUCCCUCGACCCGUCCAGCGCCGCCGGCAGCCCCGGACAGACCCAGAUCAGGAAGACAGGAUCCCCAGGCAGCGAGGUGCUUUCCCUUCAGCAGUUCUUGGAUGAGGGUAUUGACCCUGCAGAGUCUGGCAGUCAGGAGAACCUCACUGUAGACUCUCCUCGCCUCUCCACCUCCUCUGACCAUGUGCCGAAGGAACGCACUUCCACCAAGGGUCGAGGCAUAUUGCGCUCAUCCAGUGGGAGAGCAGCACCAGUCAGCAGUGACCGGCCACCGAGAUCCUCAGGUCAACCAGGGCGCCCAACCCUCCGAAAGGCCGAAAGCACCCGCGUGAAAGGCUCCGCCCCGAUCCGCUCCAGCCUGUCCUCGCAGGGCAAAGCCACGUCCGUCUCCGAGCGGCUGGACUCGGCCUCCUCCACGCUGCCCCGGGCCAGCAGCGUCAUCUCCACCGCCGAGGGCACCACGAGACGCACCAGCAUCCACGACAUGCUGUCCAAGGACAACCGGCAACCCGUGUCCGUCGACGCUUCUCCUCCCGUCGCUUCCACCAAGGCUGGGGUUCGCUCCCAGCCGACACCCAGUGAGUACCACCCCAUCAGCACCAACCUAAAGGGACCCUUUACCACCACCACCACCACCACCCCUCUGCCCAAGUCACACAGCUUACCUUGCCAUAGCUUGGAGGACCCCGACCUCUCCACCCUCGAGUCUUUCCUCGGCCCUUCCUUCACAGUAGAGUCUGUGUUCAUGGACUCCAUCUUUAGUGAGUCGGCAGGCAAAAACCUCCCCUUCCUGUCUCUUAACCCCACCCUAGUCAGCAACAUCAGCGGGCCUCCUGUCACUAAUAAGACCCACCCUCCUCCCGUCCCCAACCACAUUUCCACCCAAAACCCUCACAGCCAGUCAAAUGGCCAGAUGAGAUCCAGCUCAGACAGCCUGAAAGAGUAUAACGAGGGUGUUGACGCCAGUCGUGUGAAUAAUUCGGACCCGUCAAUGAGCCCAGAGGACAACCAGUCUCUGUGGUACGAGUACGGCUGCGUGUGAAUGACAGGGAGGUUUGCUGAUCUCGAUACUCAACUUGACUAAAAGAGGGGAGAACGAAAGGACGGAUAAGGAAUGAAUCCUCCUCCUCUGCAUGUAUUUAUCAGAGCUCUAUCUAUCUCUGUGUGGUGUUGUUCUUUUCUGUUUGCCAUGGUGCUGACUGGUGAUUUUAUUUUCUGUUCUGUUCUGUGAGGUGGGACUUUGAUGAAUGUUCUUCCGUCCAGAAGCUUUUGCCGUAUUAUUGUUUCCUCAUCAAGUCUGUUUCAUUGGCUAACACUAAACUAUUAUCUGCUGUAGUGGGUUCAUGCAUCACACGCAAUAGUGCUUCUGUUUUAAUAUUACCUGAGUGCAGAAUUGAAUUUCCUAAAAGCAAACGCAUCACCUGGAUCCAUCAAAAGCAGCAGAACCUCUUAAUGUCAAAAAUAGCUGUCUGUGAUGGAGAGCAAAGCAUUGUGGGGCUUUAAAGCAACAAUUCCCUCACAUUAAAGUCUUCCAGUGUGUCAGAUAAUAGAUUCACUUUCCACUUUUUGAUUAUUUUGCUGUUUUGAUGUAUG